Molecule: messenger RNA, 6265 nt
Organism: Caenorhabditis auriculariae
Lineage: Eukaryota; Metazoa; Nematoda; Chromadorea; Rhabditida; Rhabditidae
Source: the annotation of a GenBank genome assembly
AUGGAUAAACAAUUUGCUUUAGUUCCUUUCAAGAACCAGGUAAGUGUGCCAAAGUGAAUGGUAAAACUCAAACAUUACUAUAAAUUUAUUGACCUUUGAGAAGCGGAAGAAAUCUAGCUUUUUGAUUUUUGGAUUCUUCACCUACUCUGCCAUGAAUCUAAUGUAGAAUUUAGUUUUUUUUUUCAAACCAUAAAAAAAUGGAUGAAUGAAAUAAAUUAGUACUAGGCUCAGCUAAUUUCAAAACAUUGUGAACUUGAGAUUCAAAUCUAUGUGCUCAUUGGACACUGUAUGGAAUAAAAAUGCGAGUUCUAGCUUGAUUUCAAAUUUCAAUUUCUUUGACUGCACAAUAAAUUGAGCAUAAAUUAUUUGAUUCCAGGAAAAUCGACGAAACCUUACAUCCAGAGGAUCAUCUUCUCCAAGAGUACGAAAGAAUUCAACUUUUUUUCAAAUAACAGAUGACUUCAGGAGGACAGACUUUCUCGUAACCGAUCAUUGAUGAACACCACGCAUGUUGACCCUUUCGACUUAGUUCAACGCAGAGUAAGUUUUUGAAAUGAUCUAACUUGGAAAAGAUUUUCCGAUUUCGCUUCAUUGAACUAGGAGCAAGUGUCUUAGUCCUUUAUCAAACAUACGAUUCAAAAAUUAAUCGAGAAAAAUGAAUCAAUACUGGCCAAAUGUGUAUUAGGAGUGUCUUUCCAAGGUCACACUCCUAUUUUGUAAUGAAAAACUCAGAAACUACAGAAAGCUUCUGAAAAAACGAGCAGUUCAGUAUCAAUUUUCGAUUCUUUCACUUGAUGUUCAUUUUUUAAGCAUUAAAUCCAGACAAUUUUUGUAAAAAUCAUAAAAUCAAGACUAAUCUUUAUCGUAUGCUCAUUUCGACAAUGUGUGUAGCAAAAAAAUAGCGAUUUUUAAAUCUAAUUUCAAAAUUCUUAGUUUUUUUGAUGGCUCAAUAAAUAAAGAAUAAAUCAUUUGCUUUCAGGAUAAUCGACGAGGCUUAUCUUUUGAAGGAUCAUCUUCUACAAGAGUACGAAUCAAUUCUGUUUUUUAAAUAACAUAUUCGGAUUUCAGGAAAACCGACUUUCGCGUAAUCGCCCUUUCAGGAACACUACGUUUGGUGGCCCUUCCGAUUUUGGUCGUCGCAGAGUAAGCUUUUGAAGUUUUAUAGUUUGAAAUUUUGCCUCAUUAGUUGGAAGUAAUGUUUCAGUCCUUUUUUGAAGAUGAACUCACAAUAAAAAUCGAGAAAAUAGGAAUCUGUAUUGACCAAACGUGCGCUAUAAUUUCAUAGCCUAUUGCUACAAGUAAUUUUCAAAAACCAUCAAAGUUUACAGUUUAUGAUGGAGCAAUAAAUUAGGUAUAAAUCUGUUGCUUUCAGGAAACUCCUAGAGGCUUCACUUUUGGAGGAUCAUCUUCUGCAAGAGUACGUCUGGAUCUAAUUCAUGUUAAGUGAAAAAAAUUCUUAUUUUUAGGAGGACCGAUUUUCUCGUAACCGAUCCUCGAUGAACACCGCGUUUUUCGGACCCUGUGGACUUUAGCCAGCGCAGAGUAAGCUUUAUAAAUUUCCUAGGUUUGAGGAAAAAAUUGUCAAAAAAGCUCAGGAAGCUUUUAGUAAGACAAGAAUUUCAGUAAAAAUCUUUGAAGCCCUCCCUUGAUAAUCAAUUAUUCUCUAAUAAAACCAAUAAUUUCAGCAAGAAAUGUCGUCAUUCGGACGGCCAAAUGCAACGGCAUCUCAAGCGGGACCUCCAACGACUAACGAUGCUUCUUGGCGAAAUGCUGUCUCCUUAACGGCUCCGAUAGUACUUUUUUAUUUUUAUAAGAAAAAAUAGUUUAAACUAACAGUUCAAAUUAUUUGUAACAGAUCCUUUCUAUUUUAUCUGACCAUGAGAAGUCCUUUUAAAUCAUAACUUGAACUGUAACUUUCAUGAUCUUCAAUGGAAAAAACUUCUUUUUGCGAUAGUUGCGUUUCACGCUAUUUCUUCAUCAGUGUUACCUCUUUUCUGUAUCAAUCAAUCGGCAAUUUGAAUAAUUUACGCGCCAAAAAGUUCAAAACAACGGCGCUCUCGGGAUCGGCGGCCUUGUCUUACACUCGUUGUCUCUAUUUACGUAAUUUCAACUUUUCAGCAUACGAAUCCGUCCUUUGUGCCGCCUCGUCGCGAAGCAGCUCCAAUGCCCCUUUCGGCCAGACAAGCCUCUAUGUUCAACUGCUUCACCGAUCCUCCGCUGAACGUUGUUCAAACUGUACCUGAUACGAUAUCUUCGUGCUGUAUCGUGAGUCGCAGUUCUUCAGAGAAAAAAAAAAUGCCUAAUAAGAUCAAUUUUAGUAAUUGCAAAUAUAAUCAUUUUCCAGGAGGACUUAUUUGGAACUCUGUAAAGUGCGGCAGACGGCCAAAAUAUCUAAACGAAAUUGAUCUUUAAUUUUUUUGAUACGUCGAAAAAGUUUUAGGAUCUGAGAUGUGAGAUUGAAGAAAAAUUUUUGCUCCCAUACUGAUCUUCCGGUCGCCGCCCGAUGUGGCUUUUUUUAAACAAAUAAAAAAAUCUAAAUUUUCAGGAUUUCAAAGAAAAAGAUUUUAGAUGCCCACCUCAAAUCAGCUGCUCCAACAACAGCUCCCAAUUGUUCAAUACCAGGAAAACAUUGCGGCCCUGCAUCCAACCGAAGCGGAUGAAGAUUUGAUGGUUAGAUCUAAUCCUGUUUAGAAAAUUUAAUGUGAUAUUUGAAGCUGAUCUUUAACACUUAAGUCUACAUAAAUGUCUCAAAAUAAGGACUUUCACUUUAUUUGUUUAGCUAAGGAGUGAAACAAGACUAUGAGUGACUAGAUCAAGCUCAGCCUUCUUUCGUAGAGAUUAACAAUAUUCAAAAUUUUUUUUCGCAAGGAUACUCCUUUCCCUUUAGAAACGCGUUGAAUAGACGGCUGUAGGAAUUAAGAAAAAAAGUGAAUCAAAUAAAAACGAUGGUAUUUUGUUUCAUUGUACAGCGAAACUUGCCGGAAACACAGCUUGAGUUCAAUCAAGGAGUGCAGAGAUUUGGUUUCGACACACCACCAGAGGUUGGUUUUUAGAGUUUUCAAAAAAAAACCUCAGUUGGAAAUUGGAAUUUUUCCAUUUGAGCUUUCUUAUUUCGCAGUAAGAGUCCAAAAACGAGCCUAGAAACUUGGCCUUAUUUUUAAAACCCUAUUUUUUCGACAAUCGAGAUCGUUUUAGCGGAUCCUUACGCGCCACAGUGAGGCGUCUCCUUCUCCACAACAAAGACCCGUUUUUCGUCUGCCUCCAAUGGUGAGCCUCAUUUCCUAGCAAGAAACAAAUCUAGUCUCACUUUUUAAAAAAAUCUCACUUUACAAAUCUGGUCUCACUUUUUUUCUGAAAGACAAACCAACUUUUUGUUUGCCGCCGAUGGUUGGUCUCACUUUUUUGCUAAGUAGAAACAAAAAAAGCCGAAAAGUCCCGCUUCGAUAUCCUCAUUUCCACUCCGAUUGAGCCUAUUUUUUUUUUUAGGAAAGCUCAGCUCCAGCUUCAGUGCCAUCUUCAAUGACAGGCCCAACACAACAAGCCUCGGUAUUCCGUCUGCCCCCAAUGGUAUCUUUCCUCAUCAAAAAAAGAGAUGGAAAAAGAGCCAAAAAUGUGGUCCUACCCUCAAGAUUAUAUUUCUAAUGACUUUAUAAGAACUGUUGUUAUUCAGCAGAGCACUGGUUCAUCUCAGCCAACCCGCCAAGCAGCUUCGGCGGCCGAAAGAGAAAUCAUCCUCCGUCAACCACCGACGGUAGGUCCUACACAAUUAUCAAGUAGAGGAAAAAUUUAAAACUCGGGUUUUCUUUCAAAAUUCCUUUUUUAUCAACAAUCAAGUGUUUUUAUAGCAAAAACCUCCAGCUUCGGUGCCAGCUUCCAUGUCAGGGUCUCCUUCCCAAAAUAGACCAGUAUUCCGUCUGCCUCCGAUGGAUGGACGCCAGCUAGAACUUCCCAGUCAGAGGAACAUUCUCAUCCACGCACCUCCAUCGGUAUGUCUCAUUUAUUCACAAAAAGUUGACUUUCUUUUUUCCGAUUAAGAGAUUUGUUCAGCGGAACUUCGCUGAACCAACUGGCGCUGAAACAGCUUCAGUGGCAUCUGUGGAGCCAGCUACAACUUCACAGCAGAUGAAUGUCUUCAGAUUGCCGCCCAUGGUACGAACCAUUUUUUUGCAGGGAGAACCCCUGAAAAAGGGUCUUUAACUCAAAACCUUUUUAUUUUCUCCGUAGAUCAAUUGUUUAUAGAGCUCGCAGCCAGCUUUACCGGCAAGAAGAACUCCAGCGGGAUCUCUGGAGCCAGCUGAAGCUUCACAGCAGAUGAACGUCUUCAGAUUGCCGCCCAUGGUACGAACCAUAUCUUUGCAGGGAGAAGACCUGAAAAAAGGGUCUUAACUCAAACCCCGCUUUUCUCUCUGUUGAUCAAUUGUUUUUAGAACUCGCAGCCAGCUUUACCGGCGAGAAGAACUCCAGUGGAGCCUCUGGAGCCAGCUCAAGCUUCACAGCAGAUGAAUGUUUUCAGAUUGCCGCCCAUGGUACGAACCAUUUUUUUUUGCAGGGAGAAGACCUGAAAAAGGGUCUUCAACUCAAAACCCUUUCAUUUUCCGUGUUGAUCAAUUGUUUUUAGAACUCGCAGCCAGCUGUACCGGCGAGAAGAACUCCAGUGGAACCUCUGGAGCCAGCUCAAGCUUCCCAGCAGAUGAAUGCCUUCAGAUUGCCGCCCAUGGUAUGAAGUAUUUUUUCGCGGAGAGAAGACCUGAAAAAGGAUCUCUAACUCAAAACCCUUUUGUUUUCUUCGUUGAUCAGUUGUUAUAGAAUUCGCAGCCAGCUGUACCGGCAAGAAGAGCUCCAGUGGAAUCUCCGAGACCAGCUGCCCCUCAUCAACGCGAUUCUGAUUUCUUGAUGGCAUCGAUGGUACGAAACUUAUUCAUGCCCAAAAUAAAACUUGAAUUGAGUUCAAAAAUCGGUCUUGCUUUCUCAAAAAAUGUUUUCUUGAUUGCUUCUUUUCAUAUUUAUUCUUAGACGGACUCUUCGCCAGAUGAACGAGUGAGAAGAGCUGCAAUUCAUCAACGAGAGCCAGUUUUCAUUUUUUCAACGACGGUACGAAAAUUUUUUUGCAUAAAAAUAUUUAGAAUGAGUUUGAAACUUGAUUUUUUCCUAAAAAAAAAACUUUCCUCUUUAUUUUUCCCAUUUAUUUUCAGUCGGAUACUUCGACAGAUGAGCCAACAAAGGGGCGCUCCAGUGGAUUCUCGGAGGCCAGAUCCAGUUCAUCAACAAGAGCCGGUGUUUAUUUUUUUCAACGACGGUACGAACAUUUUUCUUGCAUAACAAUUAUUUAGAAUGAGUUUAAAGUUUGACUGUUUUUUUCAAAAAAAUUUCCUCUUUAUUUUUUUCUAUUUUUUUGCAGUCGGAUACUUCGACAGAUGAACCGACAACGGGCGCUCCAGUGGAUUCUCGGAGGCCAGCUCCAGUCUCGGAGGCCAGCUCCAGUCUACAGGAGCAAGUUCGCUUAAUGGCAUCAAUGGUACGAAUCUGUUUUUUUGCACAAUAAGUACAAAAGAAGAGUCUGUGUUCAGAUAUUUCUCUCCAAGUUUUUUUAAUGUUCCAUUUAUUCUUAAAAAAAUACUAUACUUUUUCACGCUUUGAAAAUUUUUUUGAUGAGAUUAGACUUCUGCAAGUUGAAGAGAUUUGAAUUUUAGUGGCCGGUGAGGGUUGAGCAGCGCCUGCAAGGUCUUGGUCGUGGUCGGUACCAACGAGACUUCCCUUUUCCUCGUCCUCAAGAAAGGCCACUCGACGGCUCAGAGCACCAUGCGGUAUUUAGAUUUUCAAUGAUAUUAAAACCUGAAAUCUAAGUUCCGUGCAAUAUAGAGAUUAUAAUUCUGAACAAUUUUUAUCUUUAACUUUUUUUAGGUUUAGUUAUAUAUGGAAAAAUCAUAAGUUUCUCGAAAAACACAAAAUCUAGAUUUUUGAAGCGAAAUUGGUGAAUGUAAAAUAUCAGCUGUGAGAGUCAAAGUCUUCGUGUAUUUUGGUAUGAAAAUCCUGGGAAAAUUGAAUUUGGAGCUAUCAUUCCCAGUACGACUACUUUCAGUUUAACUGGCCAGGAAGAGAAUUGAUUUUUUUGGGAGGUUUCUGGAUAAAUGUUAACCAUUACUCUAUAAACUCGAUCAUUCAAAAAAUCAUGGAACGUUUUCAGUUGAACGUAGAUGAAUUGACGCGUCGCCUGGAAAUCCUUGCUCGACUGAGGGAGGAAUCUCCAUCUUGCUCACAAGAUUAA